UUGGUCUUGCUGUGACGGAACUCCUCUUUCAACGGGGGAUUUCACAGGGACGGGAAGCUGGAAACAAAUGUGUCUGUUCCUUCCAUAAGGUGCUUCUUGCCAGUAAGUGGCCUCUGUUUUCUAAUGCUGAUGAUGCAAAUGGUCAGUGUGUUGAGUUUGGGAUUCCUGCUGCCUUCCAGCUCCGGGGCUCUGCUCAGUGUGACCUGAGGAGGUUUUCCCUGCUCCUGACCCCAUCGUGUGUGCAGCUGCUGCAGGCGGAGCACCACUGGGAUCACUGGGCAGGGACGUGAGCCUGCCUGUAGCCCUCAGAUGGCCACAAAGUGCUGUUAAUGACCAGAGCUACAGGGGAGGGUCAUUUUCACCAUUGCUGAGAAGUAUUUCCUGUUGCUUACAGUGGGUGUGGGGGUUUAGGAGUGGACCCUGUGGCUUCCAUUGUGCAUAAAGGGGUGGGACUGCGCCUCGGCUGGUGGGUGUGUGUGCAAGGGGAGCGAGGCUGGCCUGGCAGACCUGGCUGCCGUGGUGCCAGGACCAGCUGGGUGAGCCAGGUCUGUAAUUCCCACUGCAGACACAAGGUUUGUCUUUCGCUGGGAUUCAGCAUCUUGACUGUCAGGCCAGCAUAUGAGUCUGUAACAUUGCUUGAGGCCAGCUUUUUGCAUCCUGUUUUAUGAUAUUCCCUGACAUUCCCCACAUUCCUGGCAAGGAGAUGUCUGCAUUUAAAAAAAAAAUAUAUUCCUUUGUCUCUUUGCAAAACUGUGACAUCCUUUAAAACUAUUCCUCAGCAGUUCUUUGGCUGCUCUCUCUGUUAGCUUCUCAAGGAAAUGGAAGCCUUGAGCUCAGGCUGCUCACCAUCACGUGGUGGGGAGGAGGAUGGGGGGAAUGGGCCCCUGUGGGGCUCAGCACAGCUUCAUGAAUCUCAGAUCUGUGCUGCUUGGUCCCACCUUUGCUCUGGGGUUUAAUUCUGACCUCUGUGUGAUUGUGGUGACUCUGUGCUUGUGUUGCCCAUCUCAGCAGUGUGGUCUAGGGGUUCUGGUUUGGGAGAAUUUUGCAGAGAGCAAAGUCACCACUGUGGCCCACGUGUUGGAGCCCUGCCCUGUGUUGGCCUCUGCCCUGCUACUGGAUAUCAGGAGGAAAGCCAGAGGGCACAGGGGGCUGUGCAGUCUAUAUGCAGUGGGGACGAGAGCUGCUGUGCUCCCCUUCAGGUACUGGGAACAAGGUGGGGAGUAAAUGGGCUGAUGUGUAAAGGUGGAGGGUUUGUCCUGAACCAAUACUGCUUGUUAACAGCAAAGCUGUGGUGUGCAUGCUGAGAUAUUAGUGACAAUAGGGCUGUACCUCAGAUGGACCAGAAGACCAGGCUGAGGAGGAGCAUGAGCCCACGGAUGCACCCCCAGGGCUGCCUGCCUCCCCCUCCCUGGGGGGCCUGUACUCCUGCUCUCCUCUCCCACCUCCAGAUGCUGCUUGGCUGCAGACCCAGGGGGCAGCUCCUGCCCUGCUGAUGUGCCUGGGAAUAGCAGUCUGGCUUCCUCCUGUGGCGCCGUGGGAGCAGCAGUGACAGGAAGGUCCGGCAGGGAAGGGCACAGAGGAGGGUUUUCCUGAGGAGAAUUGGAGCAAAGUCCCUGUGCUGAGUGCAGAACUCCCCGAGCUCAUUGCCCACCUUGCCUUCAGUGUGCUCCUGCUGGGUGAGCCCAAAUGGCCCCCAGCACUGUGUAUAGGGCCAUUGCUUACUGCUGGUUAGCUGUGCUCUGCUGGCUUGCUUUUAGCAGCACCGUUUGCUUUUAGACAAGACUUCUCAGUUCAGGGAUUUCACUGACCUCCUGCAUCAACAAAGUUUUGCAGGAGCCUUGAGAAUGCUGGUGCAGCAUUUCAUGCGCAGGUCCUGGGCAGCCUCGGUCCCUUCCUUUGGAGCACAGAGGGGCAGGAGCACUGCUGCCUCUGGGGCCCGGUGUUUCCUCGCAUCGUUUGGACAUGAGAUCACAUUUGGAAGUGGUUUCGGACUCCUCCCGUGUUGGUGGAAAUUUUGCACAUGGUCACUGGUAACUUGGAUGGCCACGGAGAUGCCUUGGUGUCCAUGGAGCCACUUGCACAUGGCAGCCUUUUGUCCCUGCUGUGACGUGUGGGUGCCUGUGCCAGGCUGUGACAUGCAUGAGUGCCUGCAUCCUGCUCUCAGAGGUGUGUUCCAUGUGGUUCUCAGCUGUCUCCUCCUGAGCUUCAGUCCUGCUCAAAUGGGGGGGUCUUGCAGCUCAUUCCCUGUUUGUGCCAAAAGCACUGAAUGAGGAGUGCACAGUGACAGAGAAUGUGCUUUUCAUUACAGAGGCUAAUCCCAUGUCAACCAAAUCUGCUUACCCUGAGCGUGCUGUGCCCUGGGCUGCAGCCCGUGGGGCUCUGUGAGCACUGCCUGCAGGAGUGGAGGAAGGCACUGGGCAAAGCCAAGCGCCGUGAGCACAACCAGGGAUCUGGAGCAUAUUCAGCCAUUAGGUCUGCGUAUCUUGAACGGCUGGCACUCCUCUUCUUGUCCCUGAACCACCCUUUUCCCAAAGCUUUUGCUCCUCUUUGGUGUCUCGAUGGCAGCAGCCCUUGCUUUCAGUUCUGAGCUCUCCCAUGGGAUGUGGUUCCCAAAGGAGAAGCUGAACCCUCCUGCACUCAUGCUAGGCUGUCUGUAGAUGUGUGGCUGAGGAGAACUGCUGCAGCUCUGGCGGUGAUUUGGCUGAGCAAUGCCCAACGGGAACUUGGUGGCACUGCCACCACCACUCCUCUCUUGCUGGCUGACUGCAGGGAGCAGCACAGCCUGUGUGACCUGAAGCUCUUUCUGUGUCCAGUGCAAUGGCACGCCGCUGUCUGCCUGUGCCAGGAGUGGUGAUGGCAGCACUGCUGCCAGCAUCUCACAGCCACACUGCAGGGACAGAACCGCCCCUGAGCCGCUGCCGGUGAGUCACAGCGUGGGAGGGCUGUGCAGAGCAGUUGGAGAGCUCGAAACAGUUAAGCAGCGUCCGUCUGUGUGUGUGCACCAUUGCUUUUGCUUUUGCCUUAGCUCUCCCACUGCUGCUCCUUGGAGCUGAGCCCUUUACCCAGCUGUAGGUGCCCUGUUUGUUCCCAAAGGGAACUCGGAUGGCUCUCUGGGCUGGCCGUGCCAGGGGCCGGUUUCAGCAGCGUGGUGCAUAGGCCUGCAUGGAACAAGUUGGACCUCCAGCUGCCUGCCUGUGUGCCCCCUCAGUGCCUUCUAACGGUGCCUGGGGUGGCCUCUGGCCAUGCUGCUCCUCCUCACUGUGCCUCGGCCUCCGUUCCUGAUGGACAAAGCCAGGAUUGACAGCUGCUGCUGUGAAAUUGAAGCCAAGAAGGCUUGCGACUGGCUGCGAGCAGCGGGAUUCCCGCAGUAUGCCCAGCUUUAUGAAGACUCGUUGUUCCCUCUUGACAUCGGUGCUGUGAAAAAAGACCACAGUUUCCUGGACAAGGAUUCUCUCAAAUCUCUCUGCAGGAGGCUGAUGACCCUGAACACAUGUGCCUCCAUGAAGCUGGAAGUCCACUUUCAGCGUAAACAGAAUGAAGACUCUGAGGACGAGGACCUGUGCGCCAUCAGUGACCGGUGGGCUUUCCAGCGGGACAGCAAGAGGUGGUCCCGGGUGGGCUCUGCUGAUGUUCUCUCCCAGGCCUCUGAGGUCCCCACCUCCAGCGUGCGGCAGGCGUCCAGCCAUGAGAGCGUCCUCACUGACCUCAGCACCAACCCAGAGGCUGUGUCCCUUCACAGCAGCGCCAGCAUGGGCAGCACACUCGGUGUCGCAGCCACACCACCUGACCUGUCCCCCGGCCACGGUGCUGCUGUCUCCCAGCCCACCUGCAGCCCCAGCAGCUGCAACGUGGCCAAGCAGCCCUUGAACUACGGCGAAGGUUCCAAGGAGAAACCAAAGAAGAGGAGAUCUCGCAGCUUCCUGAAGAGGAUUGAGUCGCUCCGAAGGAAGGACAAAGAGAAAGCUGGCCCAGAUGAGAAGGACGUUCCAUGCAGCGAUGUUGCGGCCAAUCCUGGCUGGGACUGCACAAAGAAUAAUGGGGACCUCUCAGCCACCAAGGCCAACUCUCCUAAAAGAGGAGUAUCUGCCUCUUUCCAUGGCAAAAAACACUUCUUCUCAGUGUCAUACAGGACUAACCGCUUGGUGGGCUCAGGCAGAGGCAAGGUGGGCUCUGACCCAAAACGGAGCGGGCUCCACCUGGAGGCCUGUCAGACAGCCACAGAGCCCAGUGGUGACUGGGCUGCAGGACAAUGCCAGCACCGGCAGGCGUGCCGUGGGGACUGCCUGGUCUAUGUUCCCAGGGACCACAAGCCGGGCACCUUCCCCAAAUCCCUCUCCAUUGAGAGCUUGUGCCCCCUGGGCAGCGGCUCCUUGAGCAGCUGGAAGCCGGGAGCCAAACCUGGGGGUCUGCUGGGGGGCUGUGGCAGCAGCAGCGGUGUGGAGGGCUCAUCCUCCCCGCAGGGCUUUGCCUGCCGCCGCCGCGGUUCCUGCAGCUCCCUGGGCAGCCGGGUGAGCGUGUACGACAACGUGCCCGAGUUUGGCAGCGCUGAGGAUCUCUGCAAGGGAGAUGAGGAGGUGACCUACGAGAACCUGGACGAUAUCCUGCAGCACAUGUGGGGGCUGCAGCAGAAAGUGGAGCUCUGGUAUAAAGCCAUCUCCCCCGAACUGGUGGGGGAAGAAGGGGGCGAGGAGGAGGAGGAGGAGGAAGAGGAGACAGACUCGGGAGGGGAGCCCGCCUUCCCCUCCAACCUGCACCUUGAGGAGCGCUCCAUGUCAGACGUCGGCACCUCUGCCAGUGACUUUGACAGCACGGGCAACUCCCUGAACGAGGCCGAAGAGCUGGAGAUGCGGGAGCGCCGCGACUCGGGCGUGGGAGCGUCGCUCACCCGGCCGUGCAGAAAGCUGCGCUGGCACAGCUUCCAGAACUCCCACCGGCCCAGCCUGAACUCUGCCUCGCUGGAGAUCAAUCGCCAGUCCUCUGCUCAGCUCAACCUGCUCCAGAAGUGCUCCUUGCUGCGGCUCACAGCUAUCAUGGAGAAGUACUCCGUGCCCCACAAGCAAACCUGGACAUGGACUGUGCCCAAGUUCAUGAAGCGGAGCAAAGUCCCUGACUACAGGGACAAGUCAGUCUUUGGGGUGCCACCCAUCAUCAAUGUGCAGAGGACGGGGCAGCCGCUGCCGCAAAGCAUCCAGCAGGCGAUGCGUUACAUCCGCAGCCAGUGCUUGGACCAGGUUGGCAUUUUCCGUAAAUCAGGGGUGAAGUCUAGGAUCCAGGUGCUCCGUCACAUGAAUGAAACCAGCCCUGACAACGUUAACUACAAGGGGCAGUCAGCGUACGACGUGGCAGACCUGCUGAAGCAAUAUUUCCGUGACCUGCCGGAGCCCAUCUUCACCAGCAAGCUCACCGACACCUUCCUGCAGAUCUAUCAGUUUGUGCCAAAGGAGCAGCAGCUGCAGGCAGUGCAGGCUGCCAUCAUCCUGAUGCCGGAUGAGAACCGUGAGGUGCUGCAGACCCUGCUCUACUUCCUGAGUGACAUUGCCUCUGCCGAGGAGAACCAGAUGACUGCUGGAAACCUGGCCGUGUGCCUGGCCCCCUCGCUCUUCCAUCUCAACGUGUCCAAGAGGGAGAGCACCUCACCGAGGGUGAUGCACAGGAGAGGCACUAUGGGGAAGCCUGACCAGAAGGACCUGAAUGAGAACAUGGCUGCAACACAGGGGCUCUCCCACAUGAUCACUGACUGCAAGAAGCUCUUCCAGGUCUCCCAUGACAUCUUGCUCCAGCUGAGCAGCUCUUACAUGUCAGCAGAUGCUUACCCCCACCCCCUGUCCGAAUUUAUGACCCCGAGCCAAGGGGAAGGCAAGGAUUUACACUCCUACUUUGAGCAGAGUGUCCGGAACCUGCUCAAAGAGUCAUCAGAGAAAUUCAAGGGAUGGCUGAGCACCCCAGGACCCCUCAACACGGAGCUCUCCUGCAAAAAGCAGGUUGGGGACGGGCACCCCCUGCGCUUGUGGAAGGUCUCCACAGAGGUUGAGGCCCCUCCCUCCACGGUGCUGCAGCGAGUGCUGCGGGAACGUCACCUCUGGGACGAGGACCUGCUUCAGAGCAAGGUGGUGGAGGCUCUGGACAAGGACAUGGAGGUGUAUCACUAUGUGACGGACAGCAUGGCGCCUCACCCACGCAGGGACUGCGUGGUGCUCAGGUGCUGGCGCACAGACCUGCCACGAGGAGCCUGCCUGCUCAUCUCCAUCUCGGUGGAGCACGACAAGCUGCAGGUGGAGGGAGGUGUUAAAGCCGUGGUGCUGACCUCGCAGUAUCUCAUCGAGCCCAGCGCCAUGGGACGCUCCAAAGUGACGCACAUCUGCAGGGCUGACCUCAGGGGCCGAUCGCCGGAGUGGUACAACAAAGUCUUUGGGCACCUCUGUGCCAUGGAGCUGGUGAGGAUCCGAGAUUCUUUCCCAGCACUGAGUCCAAAUGGCCCUGAGACCAAGAUCUGAGGAGCUGGGAAGAUGCUGCAUCCUGUCAGACCACGGACUUGCAGCCAAUGGGGCUGGGACACUCGGAGGGGAGUGAGAAGCUGACAUGCCACUAAGAUGGGCACAUAUUUAUAUGCUUCCUUUUAACCUGGGCCUGGCCCCCCAACAGAGAGCCACAGGCUGCCCUAUGUGUGCGUGGCCCUUCUCUGCUCCCCCUGCAGGGCCGUUUGCCACCAUCCCUUGGAGGGACAGGGGCAGCUGGACCCCCCCACACCUGCCACUGCUCAUUUGUCCUGUCCCAUGCAUGCUACAGGGCUGGCUGCCAGCAGCGAUGGAGCUGUGCCCCAAGGGGCUGUGUAGGAGAGAUGGACAAGAGCAUCUUGCUUGCCCCUGGAGAAGAGAGGGGGCUUUGGGGUGAUGCCCAAUGGCCCAGAAUGAGCUGGACCAGGAGCUGUUCCGGGUGAGGGUGUGUGGAGCAAAGCAGGAGGCAGCAGAGGUGUGGGAGCUGAGGGGGCAGGUGGAGCCAAGGCCAGAGAUCACAGUGCUGUGUGAGGAGGUGAGGACUGGGUGGUGGGAGGACAAGCGUGCAUGUGCAGUGUCACCCAGUGUGGGGACAGGCAGGGAGCUGGGCUGGGAACCUGUUUGCUGAAGGAUGCUCUUAUUGGAGGAGAGGACUACAUAGAUAUCUAUAGAUCCAUUUACUGACAACCAUUGUCAAGUGGCAGAAGGAAUCUACUGCUAUUACCUUUGGUGCUAAAUUUCAUAGGAGAUGAAGGAUAAAGCUGUCUGAUCCACUGCCUUGGACUUCUUCAACUGAAAGACGCCCCUGUGCACUGCAUUGCAGUGGGGGCUGGGUGGACAUGCUUCCAAGCCAGGUGCCAUCCUUCCACACCAGUGUCAGGCAGUUGGAUGGGGGGUGGACAAGGCUAGAAACCCAGAGCAGCUGCAGGGAAGCUAAUGAAGGGGCAGCAAUACAAGGGGGCUGAGGCAGUGGAGCAAGAAGGGUGGAAGCAGGAUGUGCCCAGCACUGCAGCUCCCAGCUCCCAGCUGGAGGGUCUCAGUGCACCCCUACCAGAGAGGGGUGAGGGGAGCUGAUCAUGCAGCAACUGCUUCCACUAAAGCAAGCAAAU
Messenger RNA from Lagopus muta (rock ptarmigan), 7603 nucleotides. It is a transcript of the gene STARD8, whose product is annotated as StAR related lipid transfer domain containing 8. The transcript has 14 exons. Lineage: Eukaryota; Metazoa; Chordata; Aves; Galliformes; Phasianidae. Bases 3243 to 6494 code for a protein of 1083 amino acids. Gene Ontology annotation, molecular function: GTPase activator activity; lipid binding. Gene Ontology annotation, biological process: actin cytoskeleton organization; signal transduction; regulation of Rho protein signal transduction. The record is from RefSeq and is a predicted model, not a curated record.